Molecule: messenger RNA, 1544 nt
Organism: Musca domestica (house fly)
Lineage: Eukaryota; Metazoa; Arthropoda; Insecta; Diptera; Muscidae
Product: dromyosuppressin
Exons: 3
Coding region: 143-442 (99 amino acids)
Source: RefSeq, a predicted model, not a curated record
UCGAACAGCAUCACAACAGUUUCAAACACUUACCAGUGUACAUCAAACGGAUCCAAAAGCGAACAAAUUUCCACGGAAAUUAAAAACAACGAUUUUUGAAAUUUUCAAAUUUAAAAACAAAAAACAACAACAACUAAUCAAAAUGUCGAACCAAAUUGUUGCCAUCAUUGUCUGCAGCCUUGUCUUCUCCAGCGUUUUGGUGAGCUGCUAUGCCUCGACAGUGGCUCCCUUGUGCCAGCCCGGUAUCAUUGAGGGUAUGCCACCACACAUUCGUAAAGUGUGCAUGGCCUUGGAAAAUUCCGAUCAAUUGACCACCGCUCUGAAAACCUACAUCAACAAUGAGGCUGCCACUUUGGUCACCAACUCUGAAGAUUACACCAACAACCUGGGCAAGCGUACCGAUGUCGAUCACGUUUUCUUGCGUUUCGGCAAGAGACGUUAAAUUACUCUCACGAACAGGCCAAUCAAUGCAUCCAACCCUCCUCCACCUUAUCCCCACUCUCUUUCUGUGAAUGGACAAUGAAUGAAUGAGAAUGGCCUUUAAAUCCCUUUCUAUGAGAUUUGGCUUUACACCUGGACCAUAUGCAAACUACACACACAACAAAUAAAACUCCGAUUUUCUUAACCUAUCUAGUAUUUUUAAACUAAAUGUACACUGAAAAUUAAAACAAUGUCUUUAGUAAUGUAAGUUUAUUAUAACAACUCAAAAAAAAAAAAAAAACAACUGGAAACAAUUAUUAAUAAAAAAAACCUAAGUUGAUCUCUUUGUAAUAUUACAACCACAAAAAGAAAACACAUACAACACCGUUUCUCUUGUAACAAAAUGGAAGAAAACUUUAGCCACUACUAUAUUUAAGGUCGAUUUAUCUCCUAAAGCAUGUAUGUAUAUAAACAACUACAAAAAAAAAAAAAACAAAAUAAUUAAAUAAAAUUUUUCUUAAUUAAAAAUACUUUGCACACAAUCAUAAGGUGGAAGGCCACUGUGGGCGACUGGUGUUGCCAACUUCACGAAUUUUAUAAUACAUGGAUCACACACAGAAAGUUUCGUUAUAAAAGAGGAAGUGAAGAGAGUAAGGCAUACUCAUUCUUCUCCAUGUUAUCCAAUUGACUCCAUUUCCUUUUAUGUGAGAGUAACAAUAUUCACACAAAGAAACAUUCAUACAACAAAAACAGUUCAUGGGAGAGGAGAGUAAAAAAAGUAACUUUUUCUUUUUCUAACUGCGAAAAUUUGUCAUAACACACCAUGAAAAUGGCGCCAAACAUUAAACACUGGCUUGACACCUGCAAUGGCUUUCAACAAAUGACAUAUUAACUAAACACACGCAAUUUUAUAGCUUGAAUAAAAAACACAAUAACAACAAGAUCAUUGUUAUAUACCUGGGGCAGAGCGAUAUAUACUACAUACAUUUGUUUUAUAACAAAAAAACACACGUACCCAAACUUAAAACUUGAUAAUAGCAUGUAAAAGUGUAGCACCUUGUCUAACUUUUUUGUUUGGAAAAAAUAUUCUCAAAAUAAAAGCGUUUUUGAAUUAAUAUCAAUCA